GUAAUGAUGGUUAAUGGAGAUCAUCGUAUUGGUAUUUAUGCUAAACGAGAUAUCCAGGCUGGUGAAGAGCUAUUUUUUGACUACAGGUAUGGCCCUACUGACGCUCUAAAGUAUGUAAAUAUAGAAAGGGACAGUACAGAUUUAGAAUAA
This is a messenger RNA of Trichoplax adhaerens, 150 nucleotides long. RefSeq lists its product as uncharacterized. Gene Ontology annotation, biological process: chromatin remodeling. Gene Ontology annotation, molecular function: protein binding; histone methyltransferase activity. The annotation marks the transcript as partial. The transcript has 2 exons. The record is from RefSeq and is a predicted model, not a curated record. NCBI's taxonomy places the organism in Eukaryota, Metazoa, Placozoa, Uniplacotomia, Trichoplacea, Trichoplacidae.